UCUUGGUACUUCCGGUCUUGUAGGGCAGGACAGGUGCAUAGAGAACUCCUCAGAGGUCUGUACCUCGAGGGCUGCCAUGGAAAGCCUUGACAGAUUCUGUCAGGACUGGUGCGACAGCAAGCAACACUGGUUGGAGAUCGGACCCCCGGACUUGGUGGAGCGCAAGGGCUCCCUGACCCUUCGCUCCCAUCACAAGAAAUAUUCGAAGCCGGUGUUGGUGUAUUCCUGGCACCGUGACAGAGAAGCUUUUCCCAAAGAUUAUGAUAUAGAGGGUCCUGAGAAAAUUAAAAAGCUGUGUAAUUCAACAUAUCGGCGACUUGGAACCGAUGAAUCCCCAAUGUGGGUAUCAGAAACACAUGAAAAGUUGUCACAAGUGUGUUUAAACACAGAAUGGGCUGAAAUGAAAAGCAAGGCCUUAUUGAAUGAGGAAACAGUGAGCUCUGGGAUUAUUGAAAGGGUCACCGGAUUGCCUGCCACAGGUUUUGGAGCUGUCUUUCCUAGACAUCCAGCAGAUCGGAGCAAAAUGUGUGCACUGACAACGUACUCAGAAGAUUAUGUUCCACCAUAUGAUUAUCAGCCACAUGCUUAUCCCUGUCGAGAUGAUUAUUCCAUAGUCCACAGAAAAUGCCGUUCUCAGUUCACGGAUCUAAAUGGUUCUAAAAGAUUUGGCAUCAACACUUGGCAUGAUGAGAGUGGGAUUUAUGCUAAUUCAGAUGUAAAACGGAAACUCUAUCCCUUGACUGGCAGUCCUAUCACACCCAUUUAAAAAUAAUGUAUAGAAUCAGCAUCUCUAAUGAAAAAUGGAUGUAGCAGUUGAUGAUUUUCUAUCUUAAUAAAUGCAGUGGAAGUAUUAGUAUAGUA
Messenger RNA from Chlorocebus sabaeus (green monkey), 861 nucleotides. It is a transcript of the gene CFAP95, whose product is annotated as cilia and flagella associated protein 95. Gene Ontology annotation, cellular component: plasma membrane. The record is from RefSeq and is a predicted model, not a curated record. Lineage: Eukaryota; Metazoa; Chordata; Mammalia; Primates; Cercopithecidae.